AUGAGGGACACGACACUACGAUGUUUCAGGCGUCUGGAAAACAAGGUGUCGCUCAAGUCUCGCUGCCUGAAGAAAGUUGCGCAACUGCUGAUGAUGGGAAACCCGACGAGGGACGGCAACGGGCACAACCCGUUUUGUCGCUUCCCCAGCAACCUGGUUGAGGAACUCGUCGAGACCGUGAUCCAGUUGUCCCCCAAAGCCAGGGACAAGCUGACCCCUGACGUUUGUGCGGAGGACCUGCACGUCCUUCUAUGUAGCGGACGCCUUCGCCACUUUUCACUCUGGGACGUGGAGAUGCACAGCCGGGACUUUUCGAGUGCACUGAAGCAGAUGGCGAACCACAGCGGACUUCUGCGUGAGAUCGAAAUCGACGGGGUCUACGUGCGCGGUAAGAGACCAGAGACCAUACUGCGGAGCUUCGAGAACAUCGGACGCCUCCUGCGCUCCGCGCGACAGCUCCAAGUUCUCAAGCUCGGGCUAAGCUCGCGGUCUCUCGUAGACCUGCUCCAGCUGUCCGAUCUCGAGGAGCUUUCGCUCACCUAUGACUGUCACGUGGAACUGGACGAGGUUGUUACUCUGUGGGAGAGGACGGGAGGCGUGCUCUUGCCAAGGCUUAGGUCGUUCUACUACGGAGACUAUUUCUCGUCGGCCUCCAGCCGCACCGUCGCGCACCUGCUGCAGCACUGUCCCCUCCUCGUUGACCUCAGGGCCGACGCCGCGGGGGCCCUGCUCGCCAUCCACGAGAAGCAGUUCCACCGUGACGGUCGUCUGGACACCAGGUACCGCUUGCAGAAGACGGUUUUGGGGUCCUACAUCUACGGCACCAAGGAGGACGCCGCCGGCCCUUCACCCCUCUGUGUCCAGAUAGCGACCACGACGUGUCCGCUACUGGUGGACUUGGACAUCUACGUGGACAGCCAUGACUCCAUCCUCUCCUUGACCGAGUUCUCCCAUCUCCAGUACCUCAAGAUCAUGUGGGUCAACUCCAAGGUAGCAGGAUGCUUCGAAACGAGUACGCUGAGUCUCUUGCACGAAGUCGGCUGCCAGCUGCUCGAACUUUGCCUUCACUCCUUCGUGAAGGUCGACCUAAACGCCGUAACGUCUCUCUGUCCUUCCUUGGAGGCAUUCGGCUUGAUUCAAUGCAGGACAGUCGCAAACCAUGGACCAGUGUCGGAACCUUUUUCGAAGCUUUCGAAACUCCGAUUCAUCCCUCCGGCGGAGUACCCGGAUAUUCAAGCCGAGGACGACCUCGUCUGUCUGCUGUGCUCCUGUUAUGACCUGACAUCGUUCGUUGCUGACGUGGUUACGGAUAAUUUCCUGUUUCUAGUGGAAAGACUGCUGUCUGUGAACAGUUUUUCGAGACUGCAGCUGGUGGGAAUGUACUGCCAGCAGCCUACGCCUUCGCUGAGGGACGGCCUGCUGACCUUUCUGGCGGCUUGCAGCAGCCUCAAGUACAUCGUGGUGGCUGAUAGUGACAUCAGCGAUCUGGCGCUACAGGCGAACCCUAGUUUGAUAGUGAGGUACGAGUACCUUUACGUUGGACUCUGA
This is a messenger RNA of Ixodes scapularis (black-legged tick), 1548 nucleotides long. RefSeq lists its product as uncharacterized. The transcript is spliced from 2 exons. The coding region runs from base 1 to 1548 and encodes 515 amino acids. NCBI's taxonomy places the organism in Eukaryota, Metazoa, Arthropoda, Arachnida, Ixodida, Ixodidae. The record is from RefSeq and is a predicted model, not a curated record.